Messenger RNA from Iphiclides podalirius (scarce swallowtail), 3021 nucleotides. Lineage: Eukaryota; Metazoa; Arthropoda; Insecta; Lepidoptera; Papilionidae. The record is from the annotation of a GenBank genome assembly.
AUGAAGAUCUUUACAAAUGAGAAUAAUACUGCGACGUUGAAACUGUUAAUAGCAGCUAAUUUGGCAGGCAAAAAAAUUGAAUUAUUCAAAGCUACUUUUGAAGAUGGCAUUUUCGCAGGACCUCAAGUACUGCCAUUACUGGAAGUGGAUGAUCAGCUACAAUUCUUCUCUAGUAAUGCAGCAGCACAGUACUUGUUUCCUGUUUUAGACCUGUCAGAAAAUGGCCAAUGUCAACAAAUGCAAGAGUGGGAAGCUACACGACUUCAGCCGGCGAUAGCUGCAGUUGCUGGUGGUAAAAAUGUGGCAUCUGAUUUACGUCAAGUGUUACAAUCUUUGCUACAAAUGCUGGAUUCAUUGCUUCAGAAGCACAAAUAUAUCCUUGGGGAUAAAUUAUCAGCCGCAGAUAUAUCAAUUUGGAGCACCUUAUACCCCUUGUACUAUGAAGAAUCUUUAAAGCAAAGCUAUAUGCCCGAAUGCAGAAACAUAGUGCGUUGGGUGGAAGAACUAGCUGCUGCUAAAGCUAUUCAAGAGGCAGUUAAGCAGUGGGGAGGGUCAGCUAAAGGGCCAUUUGGAGCAUCAUCUACAUUGGGCAUUCCACAGAUCACUAACCUUGUAUCACCUAUUGGAUCACCAGAUGAGGACCCAGCAGCCCUGGUUGCCACUCCAGAAGAAGUGAAAGCAGCGCUUGAGGGAUGGACUAAUGGCUUUAAAAAUAUGCAACCACUAUUACCACAAGAGAAACUAGUGUUACCAGUGAAAGGUCGCAAAAAUAUUUUAAUAACAUCGGCUCUACCUUACGUGAAUAAUGUACCGCAUCUGGGCAAUAUAAUCGGCUGUGUACUAUCAGCUGACAUAUUUGCAAGGUAUUGUCGGUUGUGUGAUUACAACACUCUUUAUGUGUGUGGAACAGACGAAUAUGGGACGGCUACGGAAACGAAGGCACUAGAGGAGGGCAUAACUCCGCGCGAGAUCUGCGAUAAGUAUUUUGACAUCCACAAUUCUGUGUACCGCUGGUUCAACAUUGGCUUUGACUACUUCGGCAGGACCAGUACGCCAGAGCAAACUGAAAUUGCACAGAAGCUGUUCCUAAAACUGAUGGACAAUGGAUUUAUCAGCACACAGUCAGUAGAACAACUAUAUUGUGAAAAAUGCGAAAGAUUCCUUGCUGAUAGGUUCGUUGAGGGCGCGUGCCCGCACCCGGGCUGCCUGUACGAGAGUGCGCGCGGCGACCAGUGCGACAAGUGCGGCAAGCUGAUCAACGCCGUGGAGCUGGUGCGGCCGCGGUGCAAGAUGUGCGCGCACACGCCCGCCGUCCGCCCCAGCGAGCAGCUGUUCCUCGAGCUCGGGCAGCUGGAGCCCUCCCUCCGCACGUGGAUCGGCGGUUCGGAGAAGGGCUGGUCGGCGCCCGCCCGCGCGGUUUCCCGCGCCUGGCUCCGGGAAUCGCUCCGUCCCAGGGCUAUCACGCGGGACCUCAAGUGGGGCGUGCCCGUGCCCAUCGAGAAGCACUCCAACAAGGUGUUCUACGUGUGGUUCGACGCGCCGAUUGGCUACCUGAGCAUAACUCAGUGUGCCACGAAACAAUAUGAGAAAUGGUGGAAGCCAGACAAAGAAUAUGAUGUGAAGUUAUACCAGUUCAUGGCGAAGGACAACGUGCCGUUCCACGUGAUAAUGUUCCCGGCGACAGUGGUCGGUGUCAACGAGGGCCACAAGUUGGUGGACCACAUUUUCGCCACAGAGUAUUUGAACUAUGAAGAGGGAAAGUUUUCUAAAUCACGGGGCGUAGGCGUCUUCGGUACCGAUGCGCAGGAAACCGGCAUUCCUUCGGACGUUUGGAGGUUCUACUUGGCGAGUAUACGACCGGAAACCUCCGAUUCCAGUUUCAGCUGGACAGAACUUGGCACCAGGAACAACUCCGAGCUGCUAAACAACUUGGGCAACUUCUGCCAUCGGUCCCUCAGCUUUUGCGCGAACACAUUCAAAGGGAGAGUGCCAGAAAUUAAGCUGACUCAGGCUGAUUUGGAGCUGGUUGCUUUGGUGAAUAGGGAGGUUAUUGCUUAUGUCCAAAACUUGGAAAAGGGUCGACUUCGAGAAUCUCUGAGACACGUGAUGUCUAUCUCCCGCAUUGGCAACCAGCACAUGCAAUCUGAGCAGCCUUGGGUGCUUCUAAAAGGUUCUGACGAGGAGAAAGUGAGAGGAGCAACGGCGAUAGGCCUUUGUUGUCAGUUAGUCGCCCUUUUGUGUGCGUUACUUGCGCCCUAUAUGCCACAUACUUGUAGGAAACUGCGGGAGCAACUAAACAUUGAAGCUGCCACAUUAAGAAUCAACCCAGAGAAACCAUGUUUAGUGCAGUACCUUCCAAUGGGACACGUCAUUGGAAAGCCGGAGCCGUUGUUUGCCAAAAUCGAGCCGGAAUUACUGGAGAAUCUCCGUGCUAAGUACGCAGGAACGCAGAGCGAUAGGGCAAAGUCAAAUGGCGAUAUUAAUACGCCAGAAUCUAAACCAAAUGUAGCAGCCUUGGAGGCUGCGGUAGCGGCCCAAGGUGAGAAAGUAAGGCAACUAAAGGCAUCAACAAAAGACAAAGCAGUUUGGCAGCCUGAAGUCAACAAGUUGUUGGAUCUAAAAAAACAAUUGGAAUCAGCAAAAGCAGCACCUGCGGUCCAACUGAACAAUUCUGGAAAUGGAUCUAAUAUUUCUAGUAUAGAAAAAGCGAUAGCGGAACAGGGUGACAAAGUCAGAAAGUUAAAAGCGUCAACGAAGGACAAAAGUGUUUGGCAACCAGAAGUUGAUAAAUUGCUACAGCUGAAGAAACAGUUGGCUGUUGCCCAAGCACAGACGAGUAAUGUAGCAACGCCAAAUGCAAACAGUAUUACUGAUAAUGUUUCCAGUUUAGAAAAGGCUAUAGCUGAACAGGGUGAUAAAGUGAGAAAGCUCAAGGCAUCCACUAAAGACAAAUCUGUGUGGCAGCCAGAAGUAAACAUUUUGUUGGAUCUUAAAAAACGCCUUUCAGCAUUACAAGUGAAA